CCUUAUUAGACAGUUCCUAACAAAGUUUUUAUGACCAUGCAAUUAGUUUUGAACUGCUUACCUUAAAAGAGUGUAAUAAUUAUUAAGAUUAUUGACUGAUUGUACAUUCAAGAUGGCCGAUUUGAGGGCGCGAAAACUGGUUUAUUUUUUUUCAUUUUAAAAAGUGUACACUUGUGUUCACGUAAACAGCUGUUAAUUUUUUUUUUGAAAUUUUUAAGAGUGUAGACUAUUUAUUAAUUGUUUCAUAAAUAAACAUUAUGACACUCAAUUAUUGUGAAAGUUUAUUAAAAAACGUGCAUAAGGGAUUACCUUUGCCUGAUUCGAAGGGAGAGACUUUUUUUGUGAAAGGAGAUUAUGAUUAUUGGCAUUAUGGCUGUGAUGGUUUUAACGACAAGGGCUGGGGUUGCGGAUAUAGAACCUUGCAAACAAUCUGUUCUUGGAUGCAAAUAAAUAAAAAUCCGGAUCAAGCAGUUCCAAGUUUAAGAACCAUACAAGAAACACUUGUGGCUCUAGAAGACAAAGAGCCUUCUUUUAUUGGCUCGAGAGAAUGGAUCGGAAGUUUUGAAAUUUGUUUGGUUUUGGAUAAGCUCCACAAUGUGCUCAGUAAGAUAGUUCAUGUACAUAGUGGCAAAGAUUUGGUGAAGAAUGUUGAUGUUAUUAAGAAACAUUUUGAAGAAAUGGGACCUCCUGUUAUGAUGGGUGGAGAUAGAGAUUGUUCUAGUAAAGGAAUAAUGGGUAUACAUAUUGGAAAAGGAGGAAAAUAUUUACUCGUUGUCGAUCCACACUUCACUGGUAAAGCCAAGAGCAUCGAACAACUUCAAAGCCAGAAUUGGAUCAAGUGGCAAAAUUUAGACGAUUUUAUCGAUAGUUCUUUUUAUAAUUUAUGCCUUCCGCAGGCGAAAUUCAUAAAAAGGGAUGAGGAUGUUUUAUACAAAAUAAAGUGAACAAAAUUGUAUUAAUUCUGAGUUUUGAUAUUCUGUUUUUG
Molecule: messenger RNA, 985 nt
Organism: Belonocnema kinseyi
Lineage: Eukaryota; Metazoa; Arthropoda; Insecta; Hymenoptera; Cynipidae
Gene: Ufsp1
Product: ufm1-specific protease 1
Exons: 3
Coding region: 258-944 (228 amino acids)
Source: RefSeq, a predicted model, not a curated record